Messenger RNA from Stylophora pistillata, 7470 nucleotides. RefSeq lists its product as uncharacterized. Gene Ontology annotation, molecular function: protein kinase activity; ATP binding. The record is from RefSeq and is a predicted model, not a curated record. Lineage: Eukaryota; Metazoa; Cnidaria; Anthozoa; Scleractinia; Pocilloporidae. Gene Ontology annotation, biological process: protein phosphorylation.
GCGUGAUUAGUCACGCUUUGACUGUCAAACAAGCUCAGACAAUGCUCGUCAGUAGCAGGAUGCGUGACAGUGCACCACUGUAAUCAGACACUUGGUGUGUAAUUGUCUUUGACUGAACGAAGCCCAACAUUUGAGGCUUAUUUUUUUCCUCUCUCGCAGAUUUCCUAGCUUUUAAACAUGAAACGGACUAAAUUUUUAUCAUAAACGUUUAACUUAUCAGUGUGCAACAUGAGUACAUUAUCAGACAUUGACAAGAUCAACGACAUCGUGGAGAUGGUAACCACAAUGGCGUCGCUAAAAAUUCCGACCGAAGGGCUGAAAACGUUGGACGAAAUGAAACAAAAAGUAAAAGAGACACUCCGGUCGUCCAAGAAAAAGUCAAGCUGGACGGCAAAGGAGGCGUUUUCAGUGUUGACGGAGGCAAAGAAAGAAGACGAGAGAAAACGAGCAACCUUGCUCCAUUUCUACGAACACUCGGAUCUUUGUUUGAACAAGAUGGAUGAAAAGGUUCAUACCCUUUUCAAAAAGAACAUUGGAAACCUCAAGGACAAAAUCGCUUCCCACAAAGAAAGUCUUCUGCAAAAAGAGUACAUUGUUCUUGUUGCAGACAUCAAAGUUUCAAUUGAAGGCGAAACAAGCUCAGGAAAGAGUACCUUGGUAAAUCUUAUCCUUGGAGAGCAGCUUCUUCCUUACUCUCUUCUUAGUACCACAUCCAGCAUUUGUGAACUAAGAUAUGGAGAUACUCCACAGCUGGUGGCACACUUUAAAGACAAAAAAACAGGGGAUACCACAAAGACUGUCCUCUUAAAAAAGCCAUCCAAAGCCUUCAAGCAGACUUACCUUCAACAGAUUUCCACAUUUCUCCACCUGAAGACGGACAGGGAAAAGGGUUCAGAUUACGAAAAGGUUGAGCUGUUUUGGCCACACAAUUUAUUGAAGGAAAAUGUCGUAAUAGUCGAUAGUCCAGGAAUUUGCGAAUCUCCCAUCAUGGACGACAUCGUAAGGAAGUACCUCCCAGAGGCUUUCGCAUUUAUUUACGUCAUUAACAGUGAAAACGCCGGUGGAAUACAGCGAGACAGGGUAGAAGCACUUAUCGAACACGCCAGGCAGGUAUCCCUGGACAAACAAAGGGAAUCUUCCUCAAACUGUGCCCUGUUCGUUUGCAACAAGUGGGACCUGGUGCCGUCAGAAGAAAUGAAUGAAGUGAAGAACUUCAUCGUGAGUAAACUCACACAGUGCUGGCCUAGAUUAGAUCCAGAAUCUCAGAUCAUUUAUAUGUCAGCAAAAGUUGCUAGUGAAGCCCAGAAGCUUGGAGGGGUCACAGAAGAGUUUGGUGAACUAAUGAACGGCAUCAAGUCCAUGGUACUGAAAAGUAUUGAGGCAAGACUACAGAUUCAGUGGAGAUGGCUCGACUAUCUUCUUGCACGAAUGGCCGUCCACACGAAAGCAUUCAUUCGUAAUUCGUCCGAAGAUCGUAAAGAUGUGAUCGAUAGGAUGAUGUUCAUCACUGAUCGCCUUCAAAGUAUUGAGAGGCAGCAAGGUACAUUAAGCAAAGAGCUGCAGACUUUCCUUGAAAACAAGACAGACGACGCUGUAAGUGCACUGUCCAGAUACCUUAAUUCUGCCGACGUUAUGGAGAAGUUUACUUCCUGGACGUUAGACGAUAUUCCAAACACUGAAACAAGUUGGGAGGUGACCAAGGACCGCAUCCAAAAGGCGCUGACAAAGCGACUUCAUGAGACGAUCAAAGAAUGGGAAGAAAAGAGUCAUGUCUUUUCCAAGGCUCGUUCCUCUUUGAUUGAAUACUUCCAGCAGAGGUUCAACUACGUCGAGGGUAACCUUCGAGCGCUGGAGGGCUCUGUCUUAGCAGGAGGUGGUACCAACUCAGGAAGUGAUCCCCUAGCAUCGAACAAUUUUAGCGUCGCCGAAAAAGUCGUCAUCGGGGUCACGAGUCCAAUCUGGGUUCCAGUCGGUCUGGUUGUCUUAGUGGUCAGUGUCCCAUUUGUUGGUGCCAUAGCUGUUAAAGAGAAGUUGGAGGACUGGAAUAAAACGAGGAAGUACAACAAAGACAAGUGUGCCUUCAUGGCGAAAGCUUCGCAAGAUUAUCUAAGGAAAGCAGCGGAAGAACAACAGCUAAAGUCGUUCGUGGAGGAGCAGCUUGAAGAAGCUCAGAAUUUUCUCAAACAGGUCUUAAAUCGGAUCCCUCAGCUCAUAAAAGAGGACAUAAUGUUGUGUAAAAAAUUGGGAGAUGAGAAUCGUUGUAAGAAAGAUAUAGAAAUGUUCUACAAGCCGUUAUACGAAGAAAGUGUGAAAUUAAGAGGUGAAAUGGCCCUAUUUGGCAUCAAAGAGGUCCGUACCAUGGACAUCAGUUGCAACGAUCUGGAGUGGCAGGACGAUGCACGUCUUGGAAUUGGAGCGUUCGCUUCUGUUUAUCAGGGAGUAUUAAAGAUUCAAGGAGAAGCGCAACCCGUAGGUGUGGCUUUGAAAGUGUUGAACGAAGAGCUUAACGAUGCUACAGCUAGUGGCUUCCUUUCUGAAAUAGAAAUACUCAGGAAACUGAGUUAUCCCUUUAUUGUAAAGUUCUAUGGUGCUGCACUGCGUAAGGAAGGGAAUCAGCUGAAAGCAAUACUGGUGAUGGAGCUCUGCAAGGAAAACUUGAUGAAGCACAUUUUCCAUGAUAAAAGCAAGAUACCUGGUGAGUCAUCAUCAUCUGUUACAGCUACGAGAGAUGUGAUUGGAUGGGCAAAACAAAUUUCCGAUGCCCUGGACUACAUUCACAGACAAGGUAUCGUUCAUAGAGAUCUCAAGCUGGAAAAUAUAUUGCUGUCGCUAGAAAAUGAUGCCAAAGUAGCCGAUGUCGGUGUUUCCAAAGAAGCCAAAGCUAUAACGGGUACCAUGGCGGGAACUCCUAUGUAUCUCGCUCCGGAAGUGAUCAAGUCUUGUAUGUACGAUUACAAAGCAGACGUGUACAGCUUCGGCAUAAUGCUCUGGGAGAUGUGGUACGGUAAGAGGGCCCUUAUUGAUGUACGAAAAAAUGAUCAAGCCUUGAAAACUAAAUCAGAAAACAGCCUUUGUGGAAUCUACACAUUCCUGGCGUUGUUAAUUUUAUGUUCCCACUCUACAUAUACUUGUUUACAAUUACCAGGCGAGACAAGUGCAGGAAAGAGCACCCUGUUAAAUCUGAUUCUCGGAGAGCAACUUCUUCCUUACUCAGUUCUCAGUACCACAUCCACCAUCGUUGAACUAAGAUAUGGAGAAAUACCAAAGUUGGUGGCGCACUAUAAAAACAAAGAAUCUGGGAAUACUACGAAGACCGUCCUACUAGACAAGCCAUCUGAAGCUUCUAAGCAGAGUUACCUUCAACAGAUUUUCUCUUUUGUCCACCUGAAGAAGAACAGAGAGAUGGGCUCAGAUUACGAAAAGAUCGAGCUGUUUUGGCCACACAAUCUGUUUAAGCGUAUCGUGUGGUAUUUUGCUUGCACUAAGAAGAUCGCCUCAUUAGGGAAGCUGAACCAUCCCUUUAUUGUAAAGUUCUAUGGUGCUGCUCGAUUACGAACGAUACUUGUGAUGGAGAUCUGCGAGGAAAACUUGAGGAGCCACAUUUUUCGGCACAAAAGCAAUAUACCCGGUCUGUCAUCAACACCUACUGCUGCCAGAAAUGUGAUUGGAUGGGCAAAAGACAUUGCCGAUACUCUGAAAUACAUUCACAGACAAGGUAUCGUUGACCGAGAUCUCAAGUUGGAAAACAUAUUGCUGUCACAAGGAAAUGUUGUCAAAGUUGCCGAUGUCGGUGUUUCCAAAGAAGCUAGAGCGAUCACAGAUUUUGAUUUACCAUGUGUCGUUUAUCAGGCCUUUUCAGUGUUGACUGAGGCAAAGAAAGAAGACGAAGAAAAACGAGCAACCUUGCUCCUUUUCUACGAACGUACGAGUAUAUGUUUGGAUACGAGGCAUGAAAAUGUUCUUGCACUUUUGGAGAAAAAUAUCGGAAACUUCUGGGAGAAAAUCGUUUCCCACAAACAAGUUCUACAAAAGAAAGAGUACAUUGUACUCGUUGCAGGCGAAACAAGUUCAGGUAAAAGCACCCUGUUAAAUCUGAUUCUCGGAGAGCAACUUCUUCCUUACUCCGUUCUCAGUACUACAUCCACCAUCGUUGAACUUAGAUAUGGAGAUACACCAAAGUUGGUAGCGCAUUAUAAAAACAAAGAAUCUGGGAAUACCACGGAGACUGUCCUACUAGACAAGCCAUCUGAAGCCACCGAGCAGAGUUACCUUCAACAGAUUUCAUCUUUUGUCCACCUGAAGGAGAACAGAGAGAGGGGUUCAGAUUACGAAAAGAUUGAGUUGUUUUGGCCGCACAAUUUGUUGAAGGAAAAUAUUGUCAUAGUUGACAGCCCAGGUGUCGGAGAAUCUACCAUCAUGGAUGACAUAGUAAAAGCGUACCUUCCAGAGGCAUUCGCUUUUAUUUACGUCAUCAACAGUGAAAACGCCGGUGGAAUACAGAAAGACAGGGUAGAAAAACUCAUUGAACACGCCAGACAGGUGUCCCUUGACAAACAAAGGGAAUGUUCUUCAAAUUGUGCUCUGUUCGUUUGCAACAAGUGGGACCAGGUGCCGCUAGGAGAAACUGAUGAAGUGAAGAGCUACAUUGUGGGGAAACUCAAGCAGUGCUGGCCUAGUUUAGAUCCAGAAUCUCAGAUUAUUUACAUGUCAGCAAAAGAUGCAAGUAGAGCCCAAGAGCUUGGAUUAGUCACGAAAGAGUUUGGUGAACUAAUGAAUGGCAUUAAGUCCAUGGUGUUGAAAAGUAUCGAAGCAAGACUACAAAUUCAGUGGAGGUGGCUUGACUACCUCCUUGCACGUAUUGCCUACCACACAAAAGCGUUCAUCUGUAAUUCUUCCGAAGAUCGUGAAAAUGUGAUGGAGAGAAUGAAGUUGAUCGCAGAACGCCUUCAUAGUAUCGAAAGGCGGCAAGGUACCGUAAGGAAAGAGCUGCAGACGUUCCUCAAAAACCAGACAGACAUUGCUCUGAGUGCACUGUCCAAAUAUCUUAAGUCUCAAGAAUUUAAGGAGAAGUUUUCUUCAUGGACAAAAGACGACGUUCCAAAUACUGAAGGAAGUUGGGAGGUUACCAAGAAUUAUAUCCAAAAGGCACUGAUGAAGCGACCUCGAGAGGGGAUCGAGGAAUGGGAAGAAAAGAAUCAUGUCUUUUCCGAUGCUCGUUCCUCUUUGAUUCGAUACUUUCAAGAGAGGUUCAGCUACGUCGAGGGCCAACUUCGAACGCUGGAAAGCUCCGUCCUAGCUGGAGAUACAGCUAGUUCAGCAAGUGGCCCUCUGGCAUCAGAUAACUUAAGCAUCGCAGGAAAAGUCCUCAUCGGGGUCACAAGUCCAAUUUGGGUUCCAGUCGGUCUGGUUGUUUUAGUGGUAAGUGUCCCAGUAGUUGGCGCCUUGGCCGUUAAAGAGAAGUUGGAAUACUGGAAUAAAACACGAAACUACGAAGAAGACAAGUGUGGCUUUAUGGCAAAAGCUUCCCAAGAAUAUCUUAAGGAAGCAGCUACAGAACAACAUUUAAAGUCGUUCGUGGUGGAACAGCUUAAAGAAGCUCAGGUUUGUCUUAACCAGGUCUUAAAUCGGAUACCUCUGCUCAUAGAAGAGGACAAGAUGUUGUGUCAACAACUGAGAGAAGAAAACCGUUCUAAGAAAGCGAUAGAGGAUUUCUAUCAACCGUUACACGAUAAAAGUGUACAAUUAAGAGAUGAGAUGGCCCUGUUUGGCAUCAGAGAGGUUCGCACCAUGGACAUCAGUUGCAACGAUUUGGAGUGGCAAGACGGUGCUCUUCUUGGAAGUGGAGCGUUCGCUGCUGUUUAUCGAGGAACGUUGAAGAUACGAGGAGACGAUAAACCAGUAGAUGUGGCAGUGAAAGUGUGGAACGAAGAGCUGAAUGAUGCUACAGCUAGUGCUUUCCUUUCCGAAACAGAGAUACUCAGGAAACUGAAUUAUCCCUCCAUUGUAAAGUUCUAUGGUGCAGCACUGCGUAAGGAAGGGGAUCAGCUGAAAGCGAUAUUGGUGUUGGAGCUCUGCAAGGAAAAUUUGAUGAGGCAUAUUUUCCAGCAUAAAAGCAAGAUACCUGGUGAGCCAUCAUCAUCUGUUACAGCUACGAGAGAUGUGAUCAGAUGGGCAAAAGAAAUUGCCGAUGCUCUGGAAUACAUUCACAGACAAGGUAUUGUUCACAGAGAUCUCAAACUGGAAAAUGUAUUGCUGUCGCUAGAAAAUGUUGCCAAAGUAGCCGAUGUCGGUGUUUCCAAAGAAGCCAAAGCUAUCACGGGUACCAUGACGGGAACUCCUAUGUAUCUUGCUCCGGAAGUGAUUAGGUCCUGUAUGUACGAUUACAAAGCAGACGUGUACAGCUUUGGUAUAAUGCUCUGGGAGAUGUGGUACGGUAAGAGAGCCCUUCUUGAUGUGAGAGGAGAUGUGAAGGAGUUUUAUGACAAGGUGCUUAAGGGCGCAAGACCUGCACAUGUCGAAGGCUCAAACAGGCCUCCAACUGUUUUGCACGAUCUGAUGCAGCAUUGCUGGGACAUAAAACCUGAUAAUCGACCAGAUGCUGCAAAGUGUUACAAGAAGUUGACCCAGCUCUAUCAGGACGCUGCAGCACCAUCUUAGAAAACUCUGAUUAUUGGGCAACCACUUUCAAUGUGUUUACUUUUUAAGUGUAGACUUUUGUGGAGCAGCAGCACUCACUUAUGGUUGUUGUAGCGAAUAGAAUAGCCUCACCUUGGCCAGUUUUCCCGUUUAAAACUUAGAUCGUACAUUAUAGAAACCCAUUCUGGUCUUAGUCAGUGUCAAGGAUGGUGUCCUUGGCUCUCAUCAUAGUCCAGUCAUCGUCUCAUAGUAUUGUUAAGUAUACUAGAGUUCCAAUGAUUAAGUAGAUUACUUUAACUUAGAGCUGGUUAAAAUGUGUAUCAAUCCCCUUAGGGCUGAUUUGUUUUUGCUCUUGACAAAUAGUGGCCAAGUUGGUUCCUUUUACCUUUUAGACUUUUUGUAUUUUUUAAUUAAGUAUUUUAAUAACAGGAGCCCCAUUGAUACCAGUGCUUAGUGCACUGAAGUGGUUAUCCUGUAUAAAUAUUAUUAUUAACUUGUUGUACUCGGGAACUUGUAGUUGACAAGCAUGUGGUAUGACUUUAAAAUCUCCUCUCCUAGCCUGUUACAAUCUCUUGACUGUAAUACAGUUGCAGUAAGAGCUUCUUACAUUUUACCUAUGAGGCCAUUUUUUAGUGAAAACUUGAAAAACCGGGGGAUGGUCUAUCUCCCCCCGGAAAUAACCAAAGCAGAAACCGGUUUGCCAUUUUGAGGUUUGGGGUAGAUCCUUUGAACUGGCAAAGUUUCAUUGAAAUCGGUGAGAUGGCAUGUAUCCAGGCUGCUCGGUGCUCUCGUGGACACGUUCUUAAGAGGUGUGAUCGGCGCAUCAUGAAAACU